AUGGAAUCACAAGGCUUCGACGAUCAAAUUUUCGGUGAAUUUUCCGGACCUCUGAGUCCCAUGGGAGCAAAAGCCAUCAUCGCGCAUCCUCAUGCCACGCUUUCUUCGCAUCACACGGGCCAUCAUCACACAACGCAAGGUCACAGUAUCCAAGUAAUGCUCGGAAUGUCGCACGAUCAGCAACAGCAGCAACACCAACAGCGUCUUCCUGAAGUUCACACGUUGCUUCCGGGAUCCCCAAAGCUCGAUCAUUACAAAACUCUGAGCUACGAUUCACGUGACUACCAACCGAACGGGCAAUAUUCGCCUCAAACGCUCAACAAAUCGGAUUAUUCGCCGCAACGGAUCGAGUACACGAACGACGGCAGCGGCAUGCAACAAGUUUUCCAUCAACCAUCGCAGCAACAAAUGAUGCAAGCAGCUGGAAAUUCCCCGAAUAACAUGAGAAAAAUGGAAAAAUUAGACGCAUCGGGGGCAAGUACGCCAAAUACGACGGCAUCAAGUACCUCGAGCAAUGAUGCAGCGGCAACUUCAACGACGAACGGGAAGAGUAAGGGAAGCGAUAAUAAGGGAAAGGGUAAAACUGAUAGUAAUGGCGUGAAGAAGAAGAAGACGAGAACGACAUUUACGGCGUAUCAAUUGGAAGAAUUAGAAAGAGCUUUUGAACGUGCUCCAUAUCCAGAUGUCUUUGCACGUGAAGAAUUAGCUUUAAAACUGAACUUGAGUGAGUCGCGAGUGCAAGUGUGGUUUCAGAAUCGUCGUGCAAAAUGGCGCAAACGUGAACCGCCGCGAAAAACGGGCUACAUCAGCACCGCCAACAAUCCUUCGCAACAACAACAACUUGGCGCACCGACAGCAUCUUUUCCGCAAUUCGCUCCGCAAGCAACGACUGUAUCGCCCAACGGCACUGUCGAAGCAUGGACUUACAAUCAACCGACGGCGUACGAACUUACUCCACAUUUUAACAUAAUUUCGCCCGCAACGAGUCCUUAUGGCACCUUCAGUGGGCAAUACGGUUCCUUCGAGUCGCCGCUAUUUCCGACAGUGACAACGGGCACGCGACACCAAUACGAGUACAGCAGCAGUCCGGGCCGCGAAGUGCAACAAGGCGUCGAGCAUCUUAAAGUUAGUGAGUACACGACAAUGGAUCCGCAUCAUUGCAACGGCGAAAGUAACAACAGUGACAACAAAUACGAAGUUGACUCAAAAUACGUGCAUCUGGAUGAACCCAAGUACACAAGUUGCCAUCUCGAGGACCAAGCGAUGAAAUAUCACACGGGAAGUCACACGGAAGAAGGCGACACAAUGGGCGUCAUUAAAUCCGAAGAGAGUCAUAGUUAUGUGUUACCGCCGUUCAUGCAUUAAAUAAUUAUUAGUUUGUAAGUUUAAGAAGUUUUUUUUUUGUAAAUAUGAAUCGUGAAUUCGAGCAAAGUGCCUUCUAGUGCCUUAUUUAUUAGAAGUUUUUAGUUGUAAGGAAGGAAAACCAAAAAAUAAGGAAACUUUGAAAUUCCAAAGUUACUUUUCUUGUACAAAAUGACAAUUGCACCAAAGUAUGCCUUA
Culicoides brevitarsis is the source of this 1560-nucleotide messenger RNA. RefSeq names its product homeobox protein ceh-8. Gene Ontology annotation, biological process: regulation of transcription by RNA polymerase II. Gene Ontology annotation, molecular function: DNA-binding transcription factor activity, RNA polymerase II-specific; RNA polymerase II transcription regulatory region sequence-specific DNA binding. The transcript has 4 exons. NCBI's taxonomy places the organism in Eukaryota, Metazoa, Arthropoda, Insecta, Diptera, Ceratopogonidae. The record is from RefSeq and is a predicted model, not a curated record. Bases 1 to 1365 code for a protein of 454 amino acids.